AUGCAUCCCUCGCCUCUCCAGCGGACCCUCCUGGUAGUGCUGCUCAUAAAGUUCCUUUCCCACGCACUGAGAAAUUAUAAGAAGGUUAAAGUGAGGCCAUAUAUCCAAGUAUGGCUAAAGAGGAAACACCCCUGUUAUUCUAUCCGACGGGAAAAGAAAAAGGCGAGAUGUUUUUUCACCGGGAGGAAGACGAAAUGGUGCAGCUCCUUCGAGUUGUUCAGCGAGCAUGUGAAGGAUAGGGAUGGGAAUCGUGGAGAUGACGAGGAGGAGGACAACCUAGACCAUGACAACCCCAACGAUGGGGACCUGCGAGACGAUGAAAUUUCUUACGAGGAUGUUGAAGAAUAUCUGAAGAAGAACAAUUUUGAAGAUGCCAGAGAAGAUAAUGAGGGGAAAAAGGAAAUUAUUAAAUUAAUUAACUAUCUGCCAACCCUAAAAAAUGAAGAAGAAUUUUUUUCCAAGUUUGGCUACUCCAGUAGCGAGAAAAGGUCUAUGGAGUAUUACUUUAAUGAAAUGAAAAAUUUGAAGGAGAGGAAGCAGAAGAAGAAUCACAACAUUUUAAAUUUUAUUCUGUCAUAUUAUUUGAAGAGAAAAAAUGCGAAUGCGCAGAGCGCCUUGAGGAAUUACCAAAGUGUGCAGUCUUACUAUGACUACAUUAAUGACGUGAUGCACAACCGAGCCCAGCCAUCCAAGAAGGACAACAUCUUUUCGCGGAAGACGCUGUGCAAUUUUAUCUCCUUCUACCUCAAAAACGCAAACAUCAUAAAGUACGCGUCCUUUCUCUGCCUUAGCGGACUGUUGACCUUCUCCUUGAAGACACUCAUAAGGCGCAUCAAGCUGGAGGAUAUCUUUCUCCUAAGAAACCACUUUCACUUGGUGUACUCACUAAAAAAUAUGCAUGUGUGUAAACUAGUGGCCUUUUCCUUGCUGAUGAAUUUUUUAUUCAUAAAUAAGUACAAUCAAUAUUUCUGCGUGACUGAAGAUUUGUUCGGUAUAUUAUUUUCCAAUUAUUUUGCCUACGAAGGGAUAAAUAAUUUGACCAAAAGGAAGAUCGAGGAUUUCAUGCUCAAGUACAACUACACCCUGGAUGAUGUUUUAAACUCCAUGAAUGAAAUUUUUUCGCAUUACUUGUAUAGACAAAUAUGCACAAAUGAAACGAUAGAUGGAGAUGUGCUUGUUGUGUUGAAGUCCUUUCAACAAGGAAAAUAUAAUAUUAUCAGCCUCGUGGCAAACAAGUACAAUGCGCACUUUGCCGAGAAGGGAGAAAAUAGGGACUCUGUUCUUUCGCGAAUUUUUUACAUUUUUUAUUUGUUGAAUGUUAUGUUUAAGUACGACGUGGAUUCCUUGGAGAGGCUGAACCUCCACCGUGGGAACAGUCUGAACAUUCCCUUCUUCGCGCGGCGCAACCGGAUCUCUAGCUACUUCCUCCUGGCUCACAUCGCACAGCAGAUGGGGGUCAAAGAAAAAACGAUCAACGACAGUUUGCUCGAAACGAUGAAGGGAAACUACGAGGCACACAUCCGUGGGCUCCUCAGUAACAAGCAGAACUCCAGUAGUGUCCUGGAGGACGUGAAAAAAAUGGACUUCCUGACGUUGGAUGAUUCCAUUUUGGAGGACGUGCACAAGGAAAUUUUCGUCAGCAUACUUAAAAGGAUCAUGGAAGAUGGUAAUUACGAACCUGUUUAUUUUGUUGCCCGUGAGAAGGAAGGUAAAGUCGAGGCGACUGCGCUGGGAAGUGCGCAUGGCAAGGUGGGUGGAAAGUCCAUAGGUGAGGGGGGCGACAAAUUGGGAGCAGAAGAUAGUGUCGCCCAGCAGUAUGACGAGACGGUUGACCAGUAUGACGAGGCGGCAGAUCAGUAUGACGAUGCCGCUAACCUGGAUGACGCCGCUGACCUGGAUGACGCCGCUGACCUGGAUGACGCCGCUGAUCUGGAUGAUGCCGCGAUAGACGACUCGGAUGACAACAUGUACAGACACCUGGAGAACAGCGUGGACUACAUCGUGAAUGAAGACGCGGCUAAAUCUGGGGAAAAUGAAGACAAGAAAGGUAUCAUUGCGGAGAGAGAAAAAAGGGAGCUGGAGGAAAAGAAGCUUUUCUUGAACAAAUGGGAUGACAUAAAUUUUUUGAGGAAGUAUUUACACAUGGAUAAAAAAUACAUGGAUAAAUAUUUGGAAAAGUACCUGCACGAUUAUAUGUACAGGGAGUACAAAAUUUUGAUUAACAAUUUAAUUUUUAAAAAAAUGAAGGACAAAAAUGAUCAUUUAUUUUUUUUGAAAAAAGGAAUAUCCAUAUCGAAUAGCGCAACGGAGAAUAUAAUAAAAAAUAUUCUGCUAAAGUUUGUGAUUAAGACGAAGGAAAACAUUGGCAUAUUUUUGAAGCUGAAAAAUAUGGAGAAGUGUCUACGGCUUAUACAAAAUUUGAUCUAUGUGUAUAAGAAGAUAAAGAAGAAAAAAAAAUUCUUGAAGGUUCCCAGCGACGAUUUUUUUAGCCUCGACGAUUUGUUCGCGUGUAACUGUUAUAGGGCGCUGGACGGGACCGGCGAGGGGGAGGGAGCGGCGAAAGGGGAAGCAGAGGGAGGAACACCUGGGGAAGGGUCAACCGGGAAAGGACCACCCGGGGAAGGACUAGCUGCUAACGGAUUGCCCCCUGACGAACUUGCUGCUAACGACGAACUUGCUGCGAACGGAUUAUCUCCGGACGGACCAGCGGAGGAAGCCCUUCCCACCGAAGCAGACGAGGAGGAGUUCCUCAAAAGGAUAAUCUACAAAGAUCACCUUGAGGGAGAGGACGGAGGAGAUGGAAAAGACGGCAUACUCUCCCAAGAGGAACGAAAAAAAUUGUACGAAGAAUUUGUAAUAAAACACAUGAAAAACCAGUCAGAAAGAAAAAUCCUGAAAAUAAUUUUUAAUUUAAAUUACGAUCAGGUGGACAGGGAGGUAGAGGAUAACAUCAUCAAACGGUUCUUAGACAAAAUAUGCACAAAGUAUUUAAGCAACAUGAAAGAAGUGGACGAUAGGUACAAAAUUAUAGGACAAGAAAAUUUGUUGGAUUAUAAAAAUAUCAAUUUUAUGGAGUCCCUGGAGAGGGAGAAAUCCAAAAGGGGCCACAAAAAAGGGGGAGAAAGAAGCAUCCCCGCCAAGGACAGUUUCGUCAUUCGGAAGGAAGACAUUUUCGAGCACAUCGAUGAUGACUCAUUUGAAGAAAUUUGCAAAAAAAUGUACAUAAACAAAAUUAAAGAAGCAAAAAAAAACCUAUACCACAUGAGAAAAAAUUUAUAUAUGCAUGAAAUUAUACUGAACAUAAAAAACGCGCAAGAAAUACACGACGUUUUCCUCAUUGAUGAAUAUGAAAAAAUGAUUACAGAUAUUAUAAAAACGAAUAUAUUGAAUAAAAAUUAUAAAAAUAUAAAAAAUGUGUAUUUAAAAAAAAUUGUUAACUUUUUAAAUUUGUCCGACGAAAAAGCAGCUGACGUUGAAAUGAGGUGCAUUUUUUUGCAGACUUAUGAAAUAUUUUCCGCGGUGAAGGAGAACUUCUAUAUUUACAGAAGCGACUCCGAUUUCGUGAAUAACAUUAACGAGAUUCUCACGAUAUACAGAAACUUCGACCUCAUUAGGUCCAAGGGACAGCAGUACUAUGUCAAGUUUUCCCUUAUCGAGUCCAACUACAAUUUGCUACAUCGGAUCAUCGAGCGCUAUGUUCUUUACGUCAUUGACUUGAUCAACGACGAAAACAGAUCCCUGUACAAGGAGAAUAUCUUUCUACUCGCCGCAAUUUUCCGCGUCAGCCCUGAGAUCAUCGAUGAGAUUGCCACGCGGAUAUACAAGAAAUACAUCGAGGGCCAAGACCUGCACGCCAUCAACAACAUGGACGCCUUUUUCAGUUUCCUUUUUAACAUGGACAAAGAGAGGCAGUGCGAGAUAGUCCUGGAGCACUUGAGAAAAAAAGUGAACACCUUCUUAGCCUCCGGGGAAGGGUUCCAGGAGAGGAUGCACAAAUUGUAUGACGUGAUUUUCUUCAUAAAUAACAACUUGCAGCUACGGAAGAAUAUUUUCGAGGUGUCCUCAGUCGAUGCGGAGGCUGUGUAUUCUUUCUUAACUGCCUGCGUUGAGGAGUAUCUGCAUGCCAAGAAGACGGAGGCGUUCAUUUCGGAGCACCGCGAUUACCUAAACCACUUGAACAACUAUCUGAGCAAAAUCAAGACGCUCAUAAAAGGGAAUCAAGAAAAUGUGCACAUGAGUCACGUCAUGAAUGUUUUGUAA
Molecule: messenger RNA, 4260 nt
Organism: Plasmodium cynomolgi strain B
Lineage: Eukaryota; Apicomplexa; Aconoidasida; Haemosporida; Plasmodiidae
Exons: 6
Coding region: 1-4260 (1419 amino acids)
Source: RefSeq, a predicted model, not a curated record